AUGCCAGCUUCCAUUAGCACUACUCCUAACAGUACGGCUUUGCCAACAACUUAUUCUACUGGAGUAAAUCUUCCUCACGUUAAUAAUUUACCUGCCACUACAUCACCUAAGAGCGCGGCUUCAUCAGCGACAACAGUAUCCCCUCGCCCUCACGUCAUGAAUCAACCUGCCGAGCCAGAUGCCGAGGAAGACAAUGACAAUGAUGACGACAGUGAUACAAUCUCCGUCCUCGACACGAGUGAUACAUUCUCCGUAUCAUCCCUCGAACUAAAAGAAGAAACGAAACUCGUUCCGGUUGCAUCAGCUGAAGCAACUCAAGAAUUUCAACAAAAAUUUGAUCAAGAUCAGAAGAAGCGAAAUGAAGAAAUAAAAGCUGAACAAACGAAAUUACAACAGGAAGUAGAAGCGGAAAAAAAAAGACGAGUCCAAGAAGAUCAACAACAACAACAACGUCUCGAUCUCCUCGUUAACCAGCAGAAAGAAGCUGAGGUCCAAAAACAAAUUGCAGAAAUGGAACAAGCACGAAAAAAAAGUGAAGCUUCUUUGAAAGAGGCCACUGAUCGUCUAAAAAAACUCGAACAACAACUUGCCUCCAAAGAUGAAAACGACCGAAAACUAAAAGACCUUGCCAAACGUGUUAAGACAAUUGAAUAUCGUCAGAUAGAUCGAGCUUUAAUCAAAGACUACCUCGCCGGUAAAGUACCACAGAUUACAGCCUUUCUAAACACGAUAGAACAGGUGGACGAAUACUUCAGAGAUCGAAUUCCACGUCUAGACACAAUGGAAGAUUAUGCAGGAAAUUGGAAGCUUGUUUUAAGUGGUUUUCAAAAGCAUCACGACGCAUUCUCUGCACUACUUCUCCGUCUACAGAAACUCGUUCGCGCAACUCAAUCAGCCAAAGAGUACUAUCGCCGACAUCUCAGGCGUCAGAAAUCUGAAAUUACAGGCGGCCUGAGAAAAGCUGUGAAAGGUCAGAAACAAAUCUCUGUACGAACGUGGCAACACUAUAGAACUAUUUUCAUGCAACUUGUGAAACAGAAAAUUGAAGACUAUGGCACAGCAUUUGAUCAGUUGAUCAAUCAGAAACAGAAAUCAUCAUGGAUUGACAAUGCGAUCAAUGGUGAACCUGUACCUCGGCUUCUCGCAGCUGUAAAACAGGAAACGGAUAACUAUGUCAGUAAAAAACCGUUCCUGAAAGAAGUGAAUGAACUGAAACAUCAGACUUUCGAGACCUACAUCGACAAAGAAAUUCUCGUUCAACAAGUGAAAUUUGAAAAGAUACCCUCAACUCUGUCCACUCAAGUGAUGAAUGAAUUUAUUGCGAGAGUCAAACAAGAUUUUAAAACAACGGCUCAACAAAACGACAAAAUCGAGGAACAGUUCAAGCCAAUACCAAAGCUACUAAAACGUAUGCAACUCUACUACCGAUGUUUCCUCUUGCAAUUGCCAUUGUAUGAAUCAGCAAAAGAUUUGUUAAGAAAAAUUGAAAAGAAUACGGUCGUAACAAUUGCAACCUCUACAGGGUCAGUGAUCGUCACUCAACCACGUCGUCUUCCCUGCAACACUAUUUGCGACCGUGUUAAUGAGACAAUGAUUGCAAAUCGUCAAAGUGAACAAGCUCUAGCCGGUUGGGCCGUCAGUGGAGCUGAAAAAAACGUUAACGCACCCAUUUUAUACCUCACCGACGGUUUACUCAAGGAACGUCUUCAGUACGAUGAAAAUUUGAUCAACAAUCAAACAAAAUUUGAUAAGUCACUUGUGUUCUUCAUCGACGAAGUUCACGAACGUUCAAUCAAUAUCGAUUUGUGUCUGGCUCUAUUUGCACGUCUUCUAACACAGAAACCACACUUACGAAAUAAAAUCAAGUUGAUUAUCUCCUCGGCAACACUCGACACAAGUGUACCAGAUUUAUUUCGUAAAAUUCAGCCAAAAAUUGAGUUUACCGAAUUUGUUAUGCCACAAAUGGGUUUACUAUAUCCAGUGAAUAAAGUUGAUGCAAAAGAUAAAAAUCUCUUAAAAGUUGUCCAAGAACUCUACAAGAAGAAAUCUCGUCACGAUCAAAUUCUCGUUUUCGUUAGCAGUGUCACAGAAGUACAUCAGUCAGUUCGUCUACUCACAGAACUCAGCAAAGGUGCAAUUGUGGCUUAUCCCCUUGUUCAAUCGCAGGCAGCUAGCGAUCAACAAAAUUUUAUCGAAGUUGGCAGUGUAUUCAUUUCGACGACUGUGGCUGAAACCUCUCUCACAUUUCCAGGACUGAAAUACGUGAUUGACACCGGCAUGAUCAACGUCCCCGUCUAUGACGUUGAAAAGAAGCAAACCAUUUUGAAAGAGAUUCGUGCAGCUGAGUCUACGAUUAAACAGCGGCUUGGUCGUUUAGGCAGAACGAAACCUGGAGAAUAUUAUUCACUAUACGAUUUCAAGGUUGAAGACAAAAGGUAUCCGACACCGCAGAUAUGUCAAUCUGAUUUGACUAAUUUGGAGUUUAGUCUGAGGAAAUCGCCGUUAAAGAAUGGACUGUCCUAUCUGAAAACAUUUCUGCCCAAUCCACCGGAUGAAAAAAGAAUUCAAGCGGCAAUGAAUGAGUUGAAGCUACUACUCGGUUCCGAGAGAAGUAUUCUCACACCACAAUAUCAGCUUAGUUCCGUCGGCGUCGAUCUCUCUAAGCUACCUGACUUUGGUUCACUUGCAAUGGCCAAAGCAGUUCUCUCGGCCCUCCAGCAGUACAACUGUGGUCGUGACCUCAUCGUUCUCUCCUCAAUCCUCGGCAUCUUGAACACCUCAGCCAUCUUGAAACAAAUUCCACCGAACCUGAAAUCAGCGGACGGUGACUUUAUGUCACUUUUAAACGUGAUGGACACCGUACUUCAAUUCAAACAGAGUGUACCUGCAAAACAAUUCAGUUUAGAUAAAAUCUGUAAGAGCAAGGGACUAACAUCGAUUCAACACUAUCUUCGACAGGCUGUCCGACGAUACUCCAGUCUCGAACAAUCAUUCAAUCUCUCCGAUAUUUACAAAGAAAAAGCACAGGUUAAAAGUGGAGAUUGGUCCUUGAUUGCAAAAGCUCUGCUGAACGGAUUCAGUGAAAAUGUGUUCGUUAGUAUGAAAGAAUUACAGGGAAAGUUGCAUCUCUUCGUCCGAUAUCAUCAGCAAUCCGCUACAAACACCGAUAUGGACCUUGCAGUUUUGGAUCUUCAGUCGACACUCGUACGGCCUAUGACCCAAGCACCUGUCUCUCUUGUUCUCGCACGCGACAUUCGGUUCUCGUCGUCGAUUCGUGCAACUGCAGUUCUUUCGUUUCUUGGUGAAUUAAAAUCUGAAUGGAUUGAAAAACAAAUGGUUCGCCAGUUUACUCUAAACGAUGCCGAAUUAGCAAAACUCAAUGCAGACGGAAUCGUUCAAGCUGUAAAGAACAUCUUUUCAAAUAUUAAUAUAACCACUGCUAAUAACACUAUCAAAAUUCAAGGUUCUUCAGGAGCAGUUCUUGAUGCCGAACUCGAUAUACGAAAACAGCUAGUAGUCGAACAUAAAUUUCGCUUGAAAAAUGAAUAUCCGAAACAAAGUGCAUCCUAUCAGAAUUUGAAGCGAAAUCUCGAGAGUGUCAGUAAAAUGGCGACAAGAAUUUUUAAUCCGAUGAUUUGGCGAUGGGAACGACAGGAACAAGUAAAAAUUACAAUCGACGGUUCCUCAACUGAAUCAGACGAUAUCUGUGAAGUGACGGUCUUGGGACGUGAUUCACAGAAUCAACUGGUCGAAGCUGAAUUCAAUUCAUUUUUAACUUGGCUCAAGAACAGUGUGGUGUUAAGACAUCCGAAUUCAGGUGUCGAACCACGUCGUGUCAAAUCGGCAAUUCGUAAAGAAUGUGCUGACAUUGAAGAACGUAUCUCUCAUGUCACCGAUACAGGUCGUUCAACUGUCGACCUUUGGAAUAGUCUGAACGGUCCGAGUGCUACACGUGAAACUCGAAUGGAAUUUGUUGCAUGGUUAUCUGUCUGUGAGUUUCACUGUCGACUGGAAGGUGGUUUUGUUCGAGACUGGAUAGUCGGACACUGCAGCCAGAAACCCUCAACGCCAAUCGGUUGGAUUAAAUGGGAACCAAACUCACAGGGAAAACAAAUUCCGUAUCUGAACAAAGAUUUCAUUCCAAGUGAUCUAGACAUGCAUCUCCCAACUCACAACUAUUUUGAUAUUGACAAGUUUCUUGAUCGUCUUCACAAGUAUCAAAUUACUUAUCAAGUGAUUCGUGAGGACUGGCGGUACGUUAUACUCUUGGACGAAAAUCGUGCAACUGGCCCAUUUACAAUGGACCUAAUUGAACCUCACGUUGCACUGACACAUGAUCGUGUGGAUUUUGAUGUGAGUAACCUUUCCUUGGAAGAGGGUUGUACACGUGAACUGGGCAUGCGAGUAGAUAUUACGCAGAAGCCCUAUUCAAUUGAACUGGAAACAAUUAUUGAUAAUAUAAAGAACAAACGAUUUCAGGUCCUGAGACCCAAUGAUAAUAUUGUGAGGUUAAGAAUCGGCAAGAUGGUUGAUCGUGGUUGGACUCAGGUAGGCCAACCAAUGCACAUCAUUCCGAAUCCUCCUCCAAAAUACUCCGUCGUCCUUGUCCCCCUUCAUUCUACGACAACACUCUACCAAGAAUUAUCUACGAAGAUGAAGAAAAUCCCAGGAUGCACAAUCGUUUCAAUGGAACAGAUCAAAAAUCCUCUACUCGAAGAUGCUUAUCAAGCAAUGAAAAUGCUCAUUGCAAAACAAUGUCCGGGACGUAAUCCAAACCAAAUGGAAUUAUUUCAUGGAACAAAGGGUGAAGCAAUUGAAGGGAUACUGAAUGAUGGCUUUGAUGACCGAUUUUUUAAUGCCACAGGAGCUUGGGGUGAGUAG
Messenger RNA from Didymodactylos carnosus, 4881 nucleotides. NCBI's taxonomy places the organism in Eukaryota, Metazoa, Rotifera, Eurotatoria, Philodinida, Philodinidae. The record is from the annotation of a GenBank genome assembly.